This is a messenger RNA of Chaetomium globosum CBS 148.51, 513 nucleotides long. RefSeq lists its product as uncharacterized. The transcript has a single exon. NCBI's taxonomy places the organism in Eukaryota, Fungi, Ascomycota, Sordariomycetes, Sordariales, Chaetomiaceae. The record is from RefSeq and is a predicted model, not a curated record. Bases 1 to 513 code for a protein of 170 amino acids.
AUGGCCAGCGCGUCACACUCUCAAUCUUCCUCCCAGAUGCCCGGUCACGAGUCGCCGGCAAAGACCCCCGAGUCACCCGAGUCACCCAUUCUUCCCGUUCCACAGGCGGAGAUAACCAGAAACAAUCCUCUGAAACCCGUCUUUCCCGACACCAUGGCAGAUGCACAGACUGCCUUUUCCAAGCAUCAAGGCAAUCGCCCGCAGGUCAAGACCCCAGAGCCUCGCCAGUCCAGAGAUCGUCUGAACGGCCACAAAGACCCCGGCGAAAGAUCUCCUAGCACACCUGGACAUCUGGCACCCUUUGACUGGGAUGAAUUCGAGGCUCGCUACGAAGAGGCGCUUGCCAACGCCGAUCGCGAUGAGCAGGAACUCGUGCGAGAAUUUGAGGAACUAGUCAAGGUGAACCAAGCCCAAAUGUUUGGCCUAUGCGGUGGACCUUUGCUGACAGCGUCGCACAGUUUUUCAAUGUUUGGGCUUCUGCUGCCUCGGUCAAUGAUACUGAGCGUGGGAUAA